AAUAAAUUUCAGUGCGUGUUGCGAAUUUGCGAGCAUUGUUUUCGAAUUUCUGUAAACCCUUGGACACAAUCCGCAGUUCGCUUCCUCUUCUCCAUGGACGACGCCUACGCCAGAUCCGUCUCCGAGGUUUUGGAGGCAUUUGGUGUGGAUCCGACCAGGGGGCUAUCUGAUUCUCAGGUUGCGGAGAAUGCGAAGAUAUAUGGACGUAAUGUGCUGCCCCAAGAAGGAAGCACUCCCUUAUGGAAAUUAAUAUUGAAGCAGUUCGAUGAUUUACUUGUUAAGAUAUUGAUUGCAGCUGCCUUUGUUUCAUUUCUUCUUGCUUUGAUUGAUGGAGAGACAGGUCUUACAGCAUUUUUGGAACCUUCUGUCAUCCUUAUGAUUUUGGCAGCAAAUGCAGCUGUAGGUGUGAUAACAGAGACAAAUGCUGAAAAGGCACUUGAGGAAUUAAGAGCAUACCAGGCUGAUGUUGCAACUGUGCUGCGAAACGGUUGUUUCUCGAUACUCCCUGCCACAGAGUUAGUUCCUGGUGAUGUUGUUGAAGUUGGAGUUGGUUGCAAAGUUCCUGCUGACAUGAGAAUGAUUGAAAUUCUGAGUAACCAGCUGCGUGUUGAUCAGGCGAUUCUUACUGGUGAGAGCUGCUCUGUAGCAAAGGAUCUUGAAUCAACUGCAGCAACUAAUGCCGUAUAUCAAGAUAAAACAAAUGUUCUCUUCUCAGGUACUGUUGUGGUGUCUGGUAGAGCAAGGGCUGUUGUUGUUGGAGUUGGAUCUAACACUGCAAUGGGCAACAUACGUGAAGCGAUGCUAAGAACAGAAGAUGAAGCAACACCCUUGAAAAAGAAACUUGAUGAAUUCGGGACAUUUUUAGCGAAGGUCAUUGCAGGGAUCUGUGUCCUAGUGUGGGUUGUAAAUAUUGGCCAUUUUCAUGAUCCCGCACAUGGUGGUUUCCUAAGAGGGGCUAUCCAUUAUUUUAAGAUUGCUGUUGCUCUUGCCGUUGCUGCCAUUCCUGAAGGGCUUCCUGCUGUUGUUACAACGUGCUUGGCUUUGGGAACCAAAAGAAUGGCACGGCUGAAUGCUAUUGUUAGGUCAUUACCUUCGGUGGAAACCUUGGGCUGCACCACAGUUAUUUGUAGUGAUAAAACUGGUACUCUGACAACUAAUAUGAUGUCAGUAUCAAAGAUCUGUGUGGUUCGAUCCGUUCACCGCGGCCCUAUCACUACUGACUUUACUGUUACAGGGACAACAUUUGCUCCAGAGGGUCUUAUUUUUGAUAUGACAGGAAUGCAGCUUGAAUUUCCUGCCCAGUUUCCAUGCCUUCUUCACAUAGCAAUGUGUUCAUCUCUCUGUAAUGAGUCUACACUACAAUACAAUCCUGAUAAGAGAAACUAUGAAAAAAUUGGUGAGUCAACUGAAGUUGCCCUGCGCGUACUUGUGGAAAAGGUUGGUCUUCCUGGCUUUGAUUCUAUGCCUUCAGCUCUGAAUAUGUUGACUAAGCAUGAGCGUGCAUCAUACUGUAACCGUUACUGGGAGCACCAGUUUAAAAAGAUCUCUCUUUUGGAGUUUUCUCGUGACCGCAAAAUGAUGAGUGUCCUUUGUAUUAGAAAGCAACAAGAAAUUAUGUUUUCAAAAGGUGCCCCAGAGAGCAUUAUUUCCAGAUGCACACAUAUAUUAUGCAAUGAUGAUGGCUCCUCUGUUCCACUAACUGCAGAAAUUCGUAAUGAGUUGGAAGCAAGAUUCCAAAGUUUUGCAGGGAAAGACACUCUAAGGUGUUUGGCUUUGGCAUUAAAGCGAAUGCCCACAGGACAACAGACUCUUACCUAUGAAGAUGAGUCAAAUCUCACUUUCAUAGGGUUGGUUGGCAUGCUUGAUCCACCAAGGGAGGAAGUUAGAAAUGCGAUGUUAUCAUGCAUGUCUGCUGGAAUACGUGUUAUUGUGGUCACUGGUGAUAAUAAAUCAACUGCAGAAUCUAUCUGUUGUCAAAUUGGUGCAUUUGAUCAUAUAGAUGAUUUUACCGGGUAUUCUUAUACGGCUUCUGAGUUUGAAGAACUUCCACCUCUGCAACGAACAACAGCAUUGCAGCGGAUGGUACUGUUUACCAGGGUUGAGCCAUCUCAUAAAAAGAUGCUGGUUGAAGCACUGCAAAAUCAAAAUGAAGUGGUUGCAAUGACUGGUGAUGGUGUCAAUGAUGCGCCUGCUUUGAAAAAAGCUGAUAUAGGAAUUGCAAUGGGUUCAGGGACUGCAGUCGCAAAGAGUGCUUCUGAUAUGGUAUUGGCUGAUGAUAAUUUUGCUUCAAUUGUAGCGGCUGUUGCUGAGGGAAGGGCUAUAUACAAUAAUACCAAACAAUUUAUCAGAUACAUGAUCUCCUCAAAUAUUGGAGAGGUUGUCUGUAUCUUUGUGGCAGCAGUGCUGGGCAUGCCUGAAACUCUUGUCCCUGUUCAACUACUUUGGGUAAAUUUAGUCACUGAUGGUUUGCCUGCCACAGCAAUUGGUUUCAACAAGCAAGAUUCUGAUGUUAUGAUGGCCAAGCCUCGUAAGGUAAGUGAAGCUGUAGUAAGCGGAUGGCUGUUUUUCAGAUAUUUGGUAAUUGGCGUGUACGUCGGUCUUGCUACAAUUGCGGGCUUUGUUUGGUGGUUCAUUUAUUAUGAUGGUGGUCCAAAAUUACCAUAUUCUGAAUUGGUAAAUUUUGAUUCGUGCUCGACAAGAAUGACGACUUACCCAUGCACCAUCUUUAAUGAUAGAGGACCUUCUACUGUGUCAAUGACUGUGCUUGUUGUUGUUGAGAUGUUCAAUGCCUUAAACAACCUUAGUGAAAAUCAAUCCCUCUUUGUAAUUCCUCCCUGGAGUAAUCUAUGGCUUGUUGGAUCAAUCAUUCUGACAAUGUUUCUUCAUGUGCUUAUUUUGUACGUGAAACCACUGUCUGUGCUUUUCUCUGUGACUCCACUAUCAUGGGCUGAAUGGAUGGUUGUGCUGUAUCUGUCCUUUCCUGUUAUUAUAAUUGAUGAGGUGCUGAAGUUCUUCUCAAGAAACCCUAGAGGUAGAAGGUUCCAUUUUAGAUUCAGACGAGCUGAUUUGCUUCCGAAGAAGGAAGCUCAUGACAAAUGAAUUCGAUAUACAUAUACAAGCAAAUUUUGACCGACAACAUAUACAAGAAGCAAUUAUUGAUAGAAAGCUUAAAGUGUAUUGAAAGCGCAGCAGGACAAGAUCAGAUGUAUAAGCUAAUUCAUGAUUCUGAAAAGCAGCCAAAGAAUCUAACCUUAUUUGAGGACUCCAUUAAUUUGUCAAACAGUUGUGUUUUUUUUUAUACAAUGAUCAUCAGUUUGUAACAUUCUGUUGUGAUAGUUUUUAUCAUUUGCUUGUUUACUCUUAAUAUCAGGAUUUUUUUAAAUGAA
Messenger RNA from Dioscorea cayenensis subsp. rotundata (Guinea yam), 3386 nucleotides. RefSeq names its product calcium-transporting ATPase 3, endoplasmic reticulum-type. Gene Ontology annotation, cellular component: membrane. Gene Ontology annotation, molecular function: ATP binding; P-type calcium transporter activity; ATP hydrolysis activity. The transcript has 34 exons. Gene Ontology annotation, biological process: calcium ion transmembrane transport; intracellular calcium ion homeostasis. NCBI's taxonomy places the organism in Eukaryota, Viridiplantae, Streptophyta, Magnoliopsida, Dioscoreales, Dioscoreaceae. Bases 94 to 3099 code for a protein of 1001 amino acids. The record is from RefSeq and is a predicted model, not a curated record.